AUGAGUCAGGUCGCAAUCCGAGGAGCCAUAGUAUUGACUGGUGGCAUUACCUUUGGAAGUCUCUUGAAGGGUUGGCUGGCGAUAGAGGGUGUGAAGGUUCUGGGCCAAUCUGCACAUCAGCUGAUCCAUAUAGCAGAUCAAUUGGGCGAUCAAUUUGAGCGGCUGCAUCUGUUUGCUUUCUAUCUGGGAGGUUUUUACAUAGCCUUUGAGCUCCGUAAGGAACUGAUUUGGUUGUUGCAAUUUCUUCUCUGGGUAGUGCAUUGCUUUUCAGUGUGGUUGCAUCGUUGUGGGCUGUUUGAUCUACAGUGUGCUGGUCAACAGCGUGCCACUUCCAGCCAUUGUGAAUCAGAGCACUGUGACUUAACCUGUCAGCUAAUGGCAGUGGCUGAAGGUUUCUUGUUGCUCGAGCGCAGUGGGGAGUGGGACGAAGUGUGGUCAACUGGUGUGGUUCAGGGAUCAUCAGAGUUGUUGGUUCGUACCACCAGUGGUGACGGUGACGAAUGGAUAUGGAGCCUGGUUCAAUGCAUCCCAGCUUCCAUCAGAAUUCCAGUGGGAAUGGGAGCAGGCAGGACUCCACCAGCCGGCAUAGCAGCAGCUACUGUCAAUUGGAUUUGUCCACCGGAGAAUGUCAACGUGAAGUGGGCACCAACUCAGGAUCAGAUCAAUGCCUUGAGACAGGAGGGACAACUGUUAGGUGUGCAGCUGGCACGUCAGGGGAUUCAGUCAUUUCCAAUCACUGUACCAGGGACGGGCAUGGACUUGGUGAAGCUGGAUCUCGGGGCAGUCGCUCCCGGAGGUGCUUUGGUGCAGCAACCAGCCGUGGCUGCAGGGGCUCUAGGCCCGGCAGGGGUAGCCGAUGGAGGGCAAGUGCGUCCAGAUCCGUUCAACAUGCAGUCACUGUCAGAGGCCAUUCAGGAGCUGAAGGAGAUGUCUCGUUCCACCAGGAGCAGCAGAUCCAGUUCGAGCAACAGCUCGGGCCUUCUGAGAUGGAGGGACAAGGCAAAGUCCCGGAAGCUGGACUACGACGAGGUGCAUGCCGUGGAUGCCCAGAAGUUCAAAAGGAAAGGAGAACUUCUGGCCUAUGCGACGAAACAUCCAGGAGCUCUGAGUGCCCACUUUUUGGCGUCAAUUUAUGCCAGAUUGUCAAAGGGACGGAUGACAAAAAGUUCCCAACUCAGGGAGGCGAAUGUUGUUCAGUGGGCCAGCCAGCAUUCAGGCUUGACCGAGAUCCGAGAUGUUCGAGAAGUUCUGACUCUGGCAGAAGCGAUGGACUGCAUCAACAGACGGGAGAUCUCAAGGGCAAUGGACGUAUUGGCACAGCGCAUUCUUGCCAUCCAGCAGGCCAAACGAAAGGGAGGCAGUUGGGAAAAAGCAGAGUGCAUAGACCAGCUCGAGCAUGCUGGCUCUCACCAACUAGCAGGUCGUUUCAGGAAGGCUGUGGCUCGCUGGCAGGGUCGCAAUGGUGCUCCUGUCAGCGGGACACAGUUCCUUUGCAUGGUUUUCACUUCAGUUGAACAGAUCUUUGCUCAUUCUGGUUCUGUUCAUAGUUUUGGACAGUAUCUCUGGAAUUUGGGUGCGAGUCCAUCCAAGCUGAAGAGAAACUUAGAAUUCGGUGUUGGUUUUCGUAAAGAUCAUGAUCGUGGAUACAGCUUGCAGCAUGUUUUCCCCUUGCCUCCUAUGAUAAACAAGGGCAAAGUGGAGAAGUAUGUCAUGGGCGAUUUGUCAGCUGGUGAUCAUCUGCUGGUUGCUCGUGGCUGCAACAUUGUACAGGCGUUGCUCAACAUGCUGUAUGGGGGUCGUGGAGGCCGAAGUACCUUUGUGACGGCUGCCCAGCAUCGUGUCCAGACCCGGUUGAGGUCCGGUUGGGAAUCCAUGAUGGUGGAUUUCAAGCCCCAGGAUCUAGGAGAGAUUCAGGAGUUUUUGAAGCACAGUCAGCAUUAUGCUGGAGGUGGUGUAGCGAUCCCACUGGGCGAGAGGGGCGGAGUGCCAGCCUCAGCAGCCACAGUUGAUUUGCAAUCAUUGUUCCAACAUGAUCAUCCACAGUUUGCACAACAAGUCAUGGAACCGUCAGCUCUUUUGUUGCCGUCCAGACUGCGUCCGAGAAGGGUCAAGCGUGGUCAUACCUGGUUGCAUAAGAGCUAUCCUAUGUUGGUUCGCAAGAACGUGAAGACGGGCUUGCAUGUGCUGAAACGUGAGUCCCAGGUGGCCAAACAUCGUGGGGUGCUUUGCCUCACCGGUGCCUUCGCAGUUCCCAAGGACAUUGACGAGGACAGGGUUAUCACUGACCCUUCUGUUAAUCAGUUGAUCGAUCCUUUGAAGUUGCCUAGGCCGCGAUUUGCGUAUAUCCCUAAGCUAAGGGUGGUCAUGGUUCCAAAAUCUGGCAAGAUUCUUGUUAGUAAAAGGGAUGCCAGGCAUUAUUUCCAUUCUCUGCAAGUCGGUAAGAAGUGGCAAAAAUGGUUGUGUGGGCCCCCAAUAGUGCUAGACAAUGGCCAGCGGCGUUAUCCUGCAAGCAGAACGGCUCCGAUGGGAUUCGGGCCUAGUGCUGGAUGGGCUCAGCAAGUCACUGAUAUGGCCACGGAUGAUAGUCACAUGCCUGCUGAGAGACGUCUCCAUCCAGAUAGAUUUGCACCGUCAGAGCUUCCAAUUUGGGGGUCCAUCUGUGAUGACAUCUGGGCAUUGGAGCAUGCAGGACGGAACGAUCAACCACUUGUUGGGCCUCGUUGGCUCAGCGAUGCAGAGGAGGCAUGGAAGGGUUAUGGUGUUCAUCCUAACAGCAAAAAGAGUGUCAAUGCUGAACCAGGACAUGAAGUACAGGGUGUUCAUGUUGAUCCUGAUGAGCAUUGGGUGGGCGUGAGCAUGGCAAAACGUCAAUCACUUUUUCAAGCCACAUUUCACAUACUGGCACAACAUAAGGUUUUGUUGGGUGAUGUUGAGAGACUGGUUGGAAAGUUUGGGUACAGUCAUGCUUGUCGUCCUGUGAUGCGUUCGGUAUUUGAUUUCACAUAUGGUUGGUUGGAAAAACAGCGACAGAGCAAAACCCGCAGAAUUCAGAUCCCUGACGACGUAUGGACAGAGAUUUUUAUGGCGGCGAUGCUAUUGCCUUAUUGUCAGUUCAAUCUUUCAGCUCCAUUUAGUUCAAGGGUCGAGUGCACUGAUGCCAGCAUGACAGGUUUGGGAAGAGCUUGGGCAACUAUGCCUCCUGACCUUGUGCAACUCAUGGCGCAACUCAGUGAUCACAAUGGGGUCUAUACCAACUUAUCGUUACCAUAUGGGAUUGGGUUGACAGAAGAACACACUUGUCCACUACGGCGUUUGCAAUUGCCGCGUGAUAGAUUCCAUUGGCACAAGAUUGGUGCUCCAUCCCGGCCAAGGUACAUUUUCCUUGGUGAGGCAGAUGCAGCUCUGUGGUGUGCAGAGGACCGGCUGCGUAGGCCGGUGGAUGAUGGCUGCAGAUUUGUGCAUCCUAUGGACAGUGCAUCAUGCGUGGGAGCUUUUUGCAAGGGCCGCUCAGCAAGUCAUCUAUUAAAUGUCAGAUGCCAGCGUAUGUGUGCAAUAUGUACUGCUGGAGGUCAUGAGGUCUUUUACCCAUGGGUACCGUCAGGCGACAACCCUGCGGAUGAGCCAUCGCGCCGAUUUGAAGGUGAGGCGCAUCAAAUUGAGGGAUCCUCCUCCAACAUUACAUCCAUGUUGCACUCAAGUCAGCAGUUGGCAUCAGAUGAUUUGCCAGCAAUCGAAACAGUGAUGCUGGAUCCAUUUGCUUUGAAGGGUUGGGCUGGUGGUGAGAAGGUCUUUGUGCAUCUGUGCUCAGGUGCUUCACGGGACGAUGAUCUGGUGAGCUGGGUUGAGAGGCUGGCUAGCGACCAAGGCUUUCACUUAGUUGGCUUGAGAGUUGAUCCAUUGUGUGCAUGGGCGGAGAAUGUUGUGCAAGAUGAAUUUCACUGUCAUGAUUUACUCAACAUGGAGCAUGGGCAUGCGUUGCUAAGAUUAUUUCAUAGCAGAAGGGUUGUGGGUGUAUUUGCUUCUCCUCCUCGUUCCACUUUUUCAGCGGCGAGACAUCGUCGAUUGAAGCCGGGCACUUGGGGUCCUAGACCUUUGAGAUCUAGGGCGGAUGUCUGGCGUCCCCUCAAAAACUUGCGGCCGAAGGAGGUCUUGGCAGUGGCUAUCGGAUCAGUACUGGCUCUGCUGUGUAUCGGGCUUCUGGGGGAGGGCAGAAUGUUUGGAGCUUGGGUAGGAUUUGAGCAUCCACAUGACCGCGGCAGAGAUCCAUUCCCAUCAGUGUUUCGCAGUGUUGAGAUGAAAAUUUUGAAGCAGAUUUUUGGGCUCAGCUAUUUUCGAGUGGACCAGUGCAUGUUUGAGGCAUUCACAAAGAAACCUACUGGUUUAGUGUUACCAAAAGCUUGUUCUUCAGUUGUUCGAUGUUGCAAUCAUCCGUUCAAACAUGAGCAGUUGUCGGGUUUCAAUCCGAUCACUUCAGAGUUUGGAACCACUGCAGCAGCGAAAUGUCCAUCUGGCAAUUUGUGGAGCGCCUUAGGCAUGCACACAUACAUGGUUACCAGUGUCCCUAUGCUCCGCGUCUCAACGCUUUGGAUCAGCACAUGGGUGUUGAUCCUUGGGCUGGCGCAGUCAGUACAGCUUGGAAAUGGCCAUCCCCGAGUCGAACGUUUUUUGCUGAGUGCCUUGAAAGAUGUCACCAAGGCAAAGUAUCAGCAAGCGAUCGACCUCCUCAAUCGUGAGUUGCAAUCAACUGGUGUCGAUUGGAGUGGGAUGAGUGAAGAGCAACAAGAUUAUUUUUUAGCUGAGUGGCUGAUUGAUGGGUAUGAACAAGGAUUUGGUCGAUCCGACUAUGGGUCAUUACUGUCAGCUUUGGGUCGCAUGUAUCCACGCUGUAAAUACAAGAUUGCCUGGAAGGUUUUUGAUGUUUGGGGGUCAUUGCAGCCGCCGCAACAAGCCGCUGCAGCUCCCCCGGAACUUGUGACAGCAAUGAUGGUAGCCUCUUUUGCACUUAACAGAUAUCCUCUUGCUAUAAUUAUUUGCAUAUGUUAUGCUGGACUUUUACGAGUCGGUGAAGCUUUGCAACUGAAGUGGAAGGAUGUGUUUGUGGGUGCAGGGGGUCUCACAUUGUGUCUGGGCAAUACAAAGCGUGGCAUGGAACAGAAGGUGGUUAUCACAAACACGUUGGUGAUACAAUGGUUCAUGCGUUUCCAGCAAAUUACAGGGUGGGAUGACAAAGAGCAUUUAGUGUUCAACAUGUCCUAUGCUUCUGUUUUACGCUGGGUUAAGAAGCUGGCAUCCAUGUUGCAGGCAGAGGGCAUUUCACUUACCACACAUUCAUUUCGCAGAAGUGGGGCGUCAGAGCUCAGUCGCCGUGGCGUCCCAAUUGCCGACAUUAUGCUGUUUGGCCGUUGGCUGUCAGAUAGGUCAGCACGUGAAUAUAUUCGCAAAGGAGAGGUUGCGAUUUUGCGUUCCAAUCAGCUCUUGGGGCCUGCAGUGCGUGAUGUGUGGUUGCGAUGGUGCAAGUUGGUACCACAUGUAUGGCUGUUGCAGAAAUCAUUGUCACCUAUGGACGAUCCAGUUAAUCUUACUCGUGUGACGACUGACUCAUGUGGCCGCUUGCAGAGUUUUCUGUUUGCGGCUUUUGAUGUGAAGCUCUAG
Messenger RNA from Cladocopium goreaui, 5652 nucleotides. The record is from the annotation of a GenBank genome assembly. Lineage: Eukaryota; Dinophyceae; Suessiales; Symbiodiniaceae.